AUGUUUACUCUUACUGAGGUCGCUUCACUUAAUGACAUCCAGCCCACCUAUCGAAUACUGAAGCCAUGGUGGGAUGUCUUUAUGGACUAUCUUGGAAUUGUCAUGUUGAUGUUAGCCAUCUUUGCUGGGACAAUGCAAAUAACCAAAGACCAAAUGGCAUGUCUCCCCAUACUCGAGGAAAAAGAACAGUCAUUAAGUCCAAAUUCCUAUGAAACGCAUAGUUCAACAGGAAGCCCCUCAUCAGCAGUAAGUGGAGCUACAAUAGGAUUUGGGCCGCUGAUUACCAAAGAUCUUCCUGACAGUGCUGUCCAUGAUCUUCAUCUUACACAGCCUACUCCUUUGAAAGGAGCAAAAGGUAUUAGUGAACCUCAGCCCAAAGGCCUUCGAACAAAUCUAGACUUUCAGCAAUACGUAUUUGUUAAUCAGAUGUGUUACCAUAUUGCCUUGCCCUGGUAUUCCAAAUACUUCCCUUACCUUGCUCUUAUACACACCAUCAUUCUGAUGGUGAGUAGUAAUUUUUGGUUUAAAUACCCAAAGACUAGUUCAAAAGUGGAACACUUUGUGUCUAUAUUGGGGAGAUGCUUUGAAUCACCAUGGACCACAAAGGCAUUAUCUGAAACUGCAUGUGAAGACUCAGAGGAAAACAAACAGAGGAUCACUGGUGGCCCCACUGCUUCAAAACAGGUAUCCACAGGUAGUAAAGAGGACAAUGAAAAUCCAUCCACACCGAUGCUGGAAAACACUGGAGUGACAUUUUCUGCUGAAAAGCCUGUUGUUGAAGUCCCAAGUAUGACAAUACUUGACAAAAAGGAUGGUGAACAGGCCAAGGCACUUUUUGAGAAGGUGAGAAAAUUUCGGGCUCAUGUGGAGGACAGUGACUUCAUCUACAAUCUUUAUGUUGGUCAGACUGUGAUCAAAUUUUUAAAAUUUAUUUUGAUAUUAUGCUACACGUCAACUUUUGCAGCAGCCAUCAAGUUUCAACACGUAUGUAAGCCUGAAAUUGAACAUUUGACAGGAUACGACGCAUUCUUUUGCACUCACAAUAUGGCAUUCAUGUUAAGGAAGCUCCUUCUCAGUUACAUGGUUCUGAUGUGUAUAUAUGGGUUAGUGUGCCUGUAUGCCUUGUACUGGCUGUUUAGGCGGCCAUUGAAAGAAUACUCUUUUGAAAAAGUUAGAGAAGAGAGCAGUUUCAGUGACAUACCUGAUGUGAAGAAUGACUUUGCAUUCCUCUUGCAUAUGGUUGACCAAUAUGAUCAGCUUUACUCAAAGCGAUUUGGUGUCUUUCUCUCAGAGGUUAGCGAGAACAAACUUAGAGAGAUUAGCCUUAAUCAUGAGUGGACAUUUGAGAAAUUACGUCAGCAUGUGGUGUGCAAUGCUCAAGAAAAAAUGGAGUUGCAUCUCUUCAUGUUGUCUGGACUACCCAGUGCUGUUUUUGACAUCACUGAGCUGGAAGUCCUUAAAUUAGAGCUUAUUCCUGAGGUCAGAAUAUCAGCCAAGGUUUCCCAGAUGACAAAUCUAACAGAACUGCAUCUAUAUCACAGUCCAGCCAAAGUUGAGCAAACAGCCUUCAGUUUUCUCCGUGACCAUCUUCGGAUCCUCUAUGUUAAAUUCACAGAUGUUGCAGAAAUUCCCGCUUGGGUUUACCUGUUGAGGAAUCUCCGGGAAUUGAAUUUAGUUGGUAACCUUAAUUCAGAGCACAAUAAAUUCAUAGGGCUAGAAUCCCUAAGGGAGCUGAGAAACUUAAAGACACUUUACCUUAAGAGUAACCUCAAUAAAAUGCCCUCAAACCUGUCAGAACUGUCCCCACGCCUUACCAAGCUGGUGGUGCAUAAUGACGGGACUAAACUGUUGGUACUUAACAGUCUUAAGAAGAUGACAAAUCUUGCUGAGUUGGAGCUUCACAACUGUGAACUGGAGAGGAUCCCCCAUGCUAUUUUUAGCUUGAUCAAUUUACAAGAACUGGAUUUAAAAUCCAACAAUAUUCGUACUAUUGAAGAGAUUAUCAGUUUCCAGCACCUGAAAAGGCUAACCUGCCUUAAAUUGUGGCACAACAAGAUAAUUACUAUUCCUCAAUCCAUUAGCCAUGUCAAGAGUCUUGAAACGCUCUACCUUUCACACAACAAACUGGAGACACUUCCCACUCCACUGUUCUAUCUUCCAAAGCUGAGGCACCUUGAUGUCAGCCACAAUUCAAUCUCUGUGAUCCCACCUGAGGUGGGGCUCCUGCAGAACCUCCAGCAUUUUGCCAUUACAGGAAACAAGGUAGAGGUCUUACCUAAGCAACUUUUCCGAUGCAACAAAUUAAAGGUACUGUGUUUGGGGAGUAAUGGCAUCUCAACUAUCCCAGAAUCAAUUGGCCUGUUAGUACAACUCUCACAGCUUGAGCUGAAAGGGAACUGCUUAGACCGCCUUCCGCCACAGCUUGGACAGUGUCGACUUCUUCGUAAAAACCUCCUUUUUGUUGAGGAUCACAUUUUUGAUACUCUGCCUUUAGAGGUAAAGGAAAACCUCUGUAGGGAUGUUAACGUGUCCUUCACAAAUGUCUUGUAAUAUUAGAAUACAUCAGUUGCUCAGAUAUUAGUUGCAAGAUUGCAUCAGCACAAUGAGUCCAUUGAAUUAUUUUGUGUAUUCGCAUUUUGUAAAUAGAUGCCUCUGAAUUCCUUCGACAGUGGUUUUUCAAUUUCUUUUUUUAGUUUUGUUUCAACCUUUUAACUGGAAGCCUAUUAACAAUGCUGUGUGUGAGUGUUUAUUUUUCAUAUGUUGAUUGUCAUUGUCAUGUCAUUAUCAUUGCAUUUUAAAAAUGUAUAUUACCAUAUUGCUUGUUUCAUUGCUAAUGUACUGAGUUUUAUUUUGCUGAAUUAUAUGAAUAGUGUGACUAAAUAAUUGACUAAGAACUUCUUUGGAUCAUUGAUCAAUAUUUCUGUUGACUCAGAAAAGUCAGAAAGUCUGUUGUCUUAUGUCUGUGUUAUAACAUAUAUUGCUUUAUGGCUAAAGGCAGUUCGUUGGAACAACCCCACAGCAUGUGCUUCCUGUGAUAACGUGUUGUGAGAGGAGUUUUAGCCUGAUAGCCUUAAAGGAAAGAUUAUUAGACAAGUUUCUGAAAGGAAUGCAGCUGUGUCCGAAAAAUUAUGUUACUUUAGUUAUCAAAACUCUAUUUUAGCUCCAUGGGUUGCUAUUCUUCCUCAUGGCAACAUUUUGUCCUGUUGAAAGCUGGAUUUAUGGCUGUUUGAAAGAUAGUUUUGUCGGUCCAUACGUGAUGUCAGACUGAAACUGAA
This is a messenger RNA of Chanos chanos (milkfish), 3275 nucleotides long. It is a transcript of the gene lrrc8da, whose product is annotated as leucine rich repeat containing 8 VRAC subunit Da. Gene Ontology annotation, molecular function: protein binding. The record is from RefSeq and is a predicted model, not a curated record. Gene Ontology annotation, cellular component: cytoplasm. Bases 1 to 2550 code for a protein of 849 amino acids. The transcript has a single exon. NCBI's taxonomy places the organism in Eukaryota, Metazoa, Chordata, Actinopteri, Gonorynchiformes, Chanidae.